Canariomyces notabilis is the source of this 3359-nucleotide messenger RNA. Its product is annotated as 6-phosphofructokinase. Gene Ontology annotation, biological process: fructose 1,6-bisphosphate metabolic process; canonical glycolysis; fructose 6-phosphate metabolic process. The transcript is spliced from 3 exons. Gene Ontology annotation, cellular component: cytoplasm; mitochondrion; 6-phosphofructokinase complex. Gene Ontology annotation, molecular function: monosaccharide binding; 6-phosphofructokinase activity; identical protein binding. NCBI's taxonomy places the organism in Eukaryota, Fungi, Ascomycota, Sordariomycetes, Sordariales, Chaetomiaceae. Bases 385 to 2919 code for a protein of 844 amino acids. The record is from RefSeq and is a predicted model, not a curated record.
CGUACGACGACAGCAAUCGUGCACAAUGCGGCCAAACGGUAAAAGAUUUGAUGUUAAAUAUGAUAGCCAAGUGUAAGAGGGAUUUUGAUCUCUGCCCAGCCUCCGGUGCACAACCAAAUCAAGCCAAUGUUUCUUUUUGCGGUGUUUUAGUAGUUGUGCCCCGCGAUCCGAUAAGAUAAGAGCUCCUGGAGUCGGACUUCAAAUGGGUGGUGCUGUUUCGAUCAACCUCGUCCGAUGCAAUUCUUGAAAUCGUGUCUUUGGGGGGCUCUUCCACGCGGGAAAUCAGGAAAAUGAAAUAAACUCCCAGUCUCUUCGAUUCCUCCUCAGAACCCCGCGCCCUCUUGACUAGAACCUUGUUCCCCGCCAGGCAAGGCCGCCUGGAGCAUGCCCAUUCCCAGCAUCAACUUUUCCGCUCGGCCCUUUUCUGCCCUUUUCCAUCCAUUCCCAACACUUCUUGCCUUCGUUCUCCUUUCGAUCCCCGUCGGUCUGCUCUUUCGGAGCCAGCGGACUUUGUCGCCCGCCGCGGAUUCUAAUUCACGCAAGGGUUCCGCACCAUCCAAAAUGGCCGUGAAAAAAAAGAUCGCCAUCAUGACCUCGGGCGGGGAUUCGCCGGGCAUGAACGGUGUGGUGCGGGCCUGUGUCCGCAUGGCCAUCCACAUGGGUUGCGACGCCUAUUGCAUCUACGAGGGUUAUGAAGGCUUAGUGCGAGGUGGUGACCUGAUACGAAAGAUGGAGUGGCACGACGUCCGUGGUUGGCUGUCCGAGGGCGGUACCUUGAUCGGCACCGCCCGGUGCAUGGCCUUCUUCGAGCGCGCCGGCCGCCUGGCCGCGGCCAGGAAUUUGAUUAGUCAAGGCAUUGACGCACUUAUCAUCUGCGGGGGUGACGGCUCGCUCACCGGAGCUGACAGGUUCCGCGCCGAAUGGCCUUCGCUGAUAGAAGAGCUUCAGGCUAGCGGCGAGUUCACCGCCGAAACUCUCGAGCACUACAAGCACCUCAACAUCGUCGGCCUCGUUGGAUCCAUUGACAACGAUCUAUCUGGCACAGAUGCCACUAUCGGAUGCUACUCGGCGCUCGCGAGGAUCUGCCAUGCCGUGGAUCUCAUCGAGGCCACUGCAUCGUCCCAUUCACGUGCCUUUGUCAUUGAGGUCAUGGGCAGGCAUUGCGGCUGGCUGGCGUUGAUGGCCGGGGUUGCGACUGGCGCUGAUUUCAUCUUCAUCCCGGAGAAGCCUAGGGAGGACAACUGGAGAGAAGAGAUGUGCGGCAUUGUCGACCAUCACCGGAAACUCGGAAAGCGCAAAACCAUAGUGAUCAUUGCCGAAGGCGCGCUUGACAGACAGGGGAAUAAGAUUACGCCCGAUAUGAUUAGAGACCUAUUGGCUGACAAGAAUGGUCUCGGUCUCGACACCAGAAUCACAACGCUGGGUCAUGUUCAACGAGGAGGAACGGCCGUGGCCUAUGACCGAAUGCUCGCAACCCUGCAAGGCGUCGAGGCCGUCAAAGCCGUCUUGGACGCCACGCCUGAAACACCGACAUGCGUCAUCGCUAUCACCGAGAACAAGAUUGUGCGGAAGCCACUCAUGCAAGCAGUGCAAGACACGAAAAAGGUGGCCCGGGCGAUUGAGCGGCAGGAUUUUGACGAGGCCAUGUCGCUACGCGAUGCCGAGUUCUCGGAGCAGUACCGGUCGUUCAUGAUGACUACCGCAGUCCAGAUGAACGAGCACCUGAUGCUUCCGGAAAAGGAGCGAAUGAAAAUUGGUUUUAUCAACGUUGGUGCCCCGGCUGGCGGCAUGAACGCCGCAGUCAGGGCCGGUGUGGCGUACUGCCUAUCCCGGGGACACGAACCAGUCGCCAUCUACAACGGCUUCGCCGGGUUUGCACGACAUCACGGAGACAAGCCCCUGGGCGCGGUCCGGGACUUUGACUGGUUGGAGGUUGAUGGUUGGGCAAGCAAGGGGGGCUCGGAGAUCGGGACCAACCGAGAGCUCCCGAGCGAAUCGGGCAUGGAGACCAUCGCAAAUCUAAUCGAACAGUACAAAUUCGAUGCCUUAUUUCUCAUUGGAGGGUUCGAGGCUUUCCACGCCGUUUGCCAGCUGCGGAAGGCUAGAGACCAGUAUCCGUCGUUGUGCAUCCCAAUGACGCUGCUGCCUGCCACUAUCUCCAACAAUGUCCCCGGCACCGAGUACUCACUCGGCUCCGAUACUUGCCUCAAUGAGCUGGUCGAAUACUGUGACAAAAUCAAGCAAUCGGCAUCCGCAACCCGGCGGCGUGUCUUUGUCAUUGAGACUCAGGGUGGGCGCUCCGGUUACGUCGCAACCUUGGGUGGUCUCGGCGUCGGCGCUUCGGCAGUUUACACCCCGGAAGAGGGCAUCAGCCUCGAGAUGCUUGCGGCAGAUGUGCAGCAUCUCAAAUCGGUGUUUGCGCAAGAUAAGGGCCAGAGCCGCGCCGGCCGGCUGAUUCUGAUCAACGAGAAGGCCUCCAGGGUCUAUACCGCGAAGCUGAUAGCCGAUAUCCUCCGUGACGAGGCGCAUGGGAGGUUUGAGAGCCGCGAGGGGAUUCCGGGUCACAUGCAGCAGGGCGGUGUCCCCUCACCCAUGGACCGCUGCCGCGCCGUGCGCCUGGCCAUUCGGUGCAUUCAACACUUGGAGCAGUUUGGCCGGAAUGUGCACAAUAGGGUUAAAACGGACCCCAUGAGCGCUACCGUCAUCGGCAUCAAGGGCGCCAGCGUCGUAUUUACGCCCGUCCAGAAGCUUGAGGAGGAUGAGACUGACUGGCCUAAUCGGCGUCCCAAGGCGGCGUUUUGGCGGGACAUGAAGGAGAUUGUGGAUAUCCUUGGGGGACGGCCGCAGUACCAUCACCCUGAGCCUGACCUGACGGGACUCAAAGCGAAGGACGUAAAGCGUGGAAUUGAGAGCUAUUGAAGCCUCUGAGCUUUGGGUUUGCGACUUGACUUGGGCUAUCGUUGAGUGAUUGGGUUGGGGAUAUCUCGGUCUCCGGGAGGAUUGGGCUUGUUCUUGAAACCCACGACGCUCCUCACUUCCAUGUUAUUUACAGAUAGGCGAUGCUAGCUAGAGGGCAAUACUGUCGGGAUAAACGGAUACAGGACGAAUAUCAUCCUGCGCAAGUCACGUACUGGACGGGCAUGACAUUGUGGGGAUGUGUGAGAUAGGGAAGCUGAAAGCUGAACCGGCUGAAAAUGGGGCGAGGGUUAUGAUUCGUCGCAUUCGCAGUGAUGCUGCCUAGCCGUUGACAUGACGCUGUGACCGGAGGUUUACAGUACACUAGCAGCGUAUGGGGGAAUAGUGGUGUAGAUCUGUUAAGGCACGGUGAUGCCCUCAUUGUCCCUAUCCAUGUAAGCUGA